Molecule: messenger RNA, 1262 nt
Organism: Pundamilia nyererei
Lineage: Eukaryota; Metazoa; Chordata; Actinopteri; Cichliformes; Cichlidae
Gene: gpx7
Product: glutathione peroxidase 7
Exons: 3
Coding region: 69-626 (185 amino acids)
Biological process (GO): response to oxidative stress
Molecular function (GO): glutathione peroxidase activity
Source: RefSeq, a predicted model, not a curated record
GACUGCGGGGCGGACGGAGAAAGACUGCAGGAGUUUAUCUUGGUUCCGCUGGUGGUUUGAAUGCAAAGAUGUUCCCUGCAGUGCUCACAGUGUUACUGACUUUCUUCAGCCUCGCUGAAAGCAAACAGAAAGACUUUUAUACUUUUAAAGUUGUGAAUAGCAGGGGUAAGCUGGUAUCUCUGGAGAAAUAUCGGGGUUCGGUUUCCCUGGUGGUAAACGUAGCUAGUGAAUGUGGCUUCACUGAGGAACACUACAAUCAACUGCAGCAGCUCCAGCGGGACUUUGGUCCAUAUCACUUCAAUGUGCUAGCCUUCCCCUGUAACCAAUUUGGACAGCAGGAGCCUGGCAGUGACAAGGAGAUUGACAGCUUUGUGCGCAGAGUCUACGGAGUCUCCUUUCCUCUGUUCAGCAAAAUUGCUGUUGUUGGCACUGGAGCCAACAAUGUCUACAAGUACCUUCUUGAGGCAUCUGGAAAGGAGCCUGACUGGAAUUUCUGGAAGUAUCUAAUUGACGUUAACGGCAAAGUGGUGGAUGCAUGGGGACCAAAAGUCUCUGUCAAAGAAAUUCGCCCUAAAAUUGCUGAAAUGGUGCGGCAAAUAAUCUUGAAGAAGAAAGAAGAGCUUUAACACAUUUCGCUUCAAGACUCUACUUAAUGUUAAUACCACAGGGAAACUGGCAGGUUUGAGCAGAAAAUGAGUCACUGCUUUGGUAACAUUACACUAAAGCCAUGGCUUAUUCAUUUGUGUUAAGGAAGUAAAACGAUUUGUGGUAGGUCUUGUUUGUAGCUAUAAAUAAUUUUUUAAAAAGGUGGCGCUACAGGAAAUAGAAGAUCAAAUACACUGGGGAUUGAGGCAAUAUAAGGUGUGAUCAAGCAGCAACCCUCAGGCCAAAGAAAGGUUCCAAACAUUCCUUAAAUAGCUACACGAAGCUGGCUCCAAAAUGCGUCAGUACUUUUGGCUCGCAUGUCUAAAAAUCCUUGCAGUAUUAAAAAGCACACACUGGAAUAAAAAUUGUAUUUGGCCUCUAAUGAUACCUAUGCUAAUUUAAGUCUCACAACCUUCUCUCAGUGUUUGUGGUGUUGGAGUUUAUCCAAAUUGAUCAGCUACAACUGUACUUCUUUACUUGAUCGUCUUAGUAAGAUUCAAAGCUCCCAAAUGUGUUAUGGAAAUUUUCAUCCUUCUGACACCUAAGUUUAAGUGUACUGUAACAGAAAAUUUAAUUUCUCUUGAAUCUGUACUAAAUUUUCCACAAUUUCAUUGUAA